CGAGGGGGUCGCCGGGGGCCACCGUUCGGCACUGGGCCGCAGACCGUUCUGCAGGGCGGAGCGGCGGCGCCGCGGGCUCGGAGGCGCGGCGACGGCGACGGGGCGGGCGAGCCCACGACGCGGCGCCCCCCGCGCUCCCGCCCCCUGCCCCCCCUCCGCGACUGCGGAUAAUGAGCGCCUCGGGCCGCCCAGCGCAGCCGGAGUAUCCACCCCGAUGACCACGGGCUGAGCCCCGCGCCGCCACCAUGUCCGUGGCCUUCGCGUCUGCCCGGCCAAGAGGCAAAGGGGAGGUUACGCAGCAAACCAUCCAGAAGAUGCUGGACGAGAACCACCACCUGAUCCAGUGCAUCCUGGAGUACCAGAGCAAGGGCAAGACGGCCGAGUGCACGCAGUACCAGCAGAUCCUGCACCGGAACCUGGUAUACCUGGCCACGAUCGCAGACUCCAACCAGAACAUGCAGUCCCUGCUUCCUGCCCCGCCCACGCAGAACAUGAACCUGGGCCCUGGAGCCCUGACUCAGAGCGGCUCCAGCCAGGGCCUGCACUCUCAGGGCAGCCUGAGUGACGCCAUCAGCACGGGCCUGCCACCCUCCUCCCUCCUGCAGGGCCAGAUUGGCAACGGGCCGAGCCACGUGUCCAUGCAGCAGACGGCACCUAACACGCUGCCCACCACCUCCAUGAGCAUCUCUGGGCCCGGCUACAGCCACGCGGGACCCGCCUCGCAGGGCGUCCCCAUGCAGGGGCAAGGCACCAUCGGCAACUACGUGUCUCGGACCAACAUCAACAUGCAGUCCAACCCAGUCUCCAUGAUGCAGCAGCAGGCGGCCACGUCGCACUACAGCUCGGCGCAGGGCGGCAGCCAGCACUACCAGGGCCAGUCGUCCAUCGCCAUGAUGGGGCAGGGCAGCCAGGGGAGCAGCAUGAUGGGGCAGCGGCCCAUGGCGCCCUACCGGCCCUCCCAGCAAGGCUCUUCCCAGCAGUACCUGGGCCAGGAGGAGUACUAUGGCGAGCAGUACAGCCACAGCCAGGGCGCCACGGAGCCCAUGGGCCAGCAGUAUUACCCCGACGGCCACGGCGAUUACGCCUACCAGCAGUCAUCCUACACAGAGCAGAGCUACGACCGGUCCUUCGAGGAGUCCACGCAGCACUACUAUGAGGGGGGAAACUCCCAGUACAGCCAGCAGCAGGCCGGGUACCAGCAGGGCGCCGCGCAGCAGCAGACGUACUCCCAGCAGCAGUACCCCAGCCAGCAGAGCUACCCCGGGCAGCAGCAGGGCUACGGGCCUGCCCAGGGAGCCCCAUCACAGUACCCCGGCUACCAGCAAGGCCAAGGCCAGCAGUACGGAAGCUACCGAGCACCGCAGACAGCGCCGUCUGCCCAGCAGCAGCGGCCCUACGGCUAUGAACAGGCAAGCUUUCUGGAUGUUUCCAGAUGUGCCCAUCCGCCGCGCCUGUCGAGACAUAAUGAAGAUUUCUCUUAUGGCCAUGAGGAAUAAUGAGCUGGAACUAACUGGCUUCCAGGGUUCCUUCCAGAAUGUUAAGUCUCUGAGCCUGUAAGGUUUUGCAGAAUUACCUCUGUGUAUACGCUCACCUCAGUCAUCCAGCUGGCUUUUCAUACCCUAAGCUCACCGUUAGAUCUGCACGCCUGGUUCUCACAUUCAUUCACUCUGCCAAUGUUUGUCACGUACUGGGUACGCGUCUGGUCUCUGCUGAGUGCUUGGCGUGUGGCCGUGACACGAACCCUGCACUUUUAGAGCUUAUGUCUCGCUACAGAGACAUAAGGUGGUCCCACAGGGCCAGACUGUGCUGAGGACAGAGCGGGGGGCCCCAAAUGGAGCCCGCCUUUCAGAUGGGGGCGCAGGCGACCGCAUUUGGCCCGUGUGGACAAUUCCAGGACGACACAGCGGGGAGUGGCUGGCAGCCCCAGGCUCAGCCCAGGGAGGGGGAAGCCCUUUCUGCCCAGGAACAGUGAGCAGGGCUUUGAAGGAGCUGAGGAAAGAGCAGCUUGGAAGAUGGAAGAGCGGGAGCUCUCGGGACAGUGAGGCCGGUGUGGCGGGAGGUGACAGGGACAGGUGGGCGUGGGGGCCUCCAUAAAGCAGACAUCGCCUUCCCUCUGAGUGGGAUGGGGCCCCUGGAGGAGGACAGGGUCUGUGUGGUGGGAGCACUGCAGGAGCGAGGGCCUCCUAGAGGAGAAUGAGCCAGGCAAGGGAAGAGGGCGUGCCAAGGUCCUGAGGCACCAGGAGGUUUGUCCCAGUGAAGGCAGCCCGAAGGAGGCUCGGUGGCUGGAGCACGGGGCAUAUGAAGGAGAAUGGUCUGGGACAUAUUUUGGAGCCUCCUUUGAGAGAGUCCUUAGCAGGAAGUGGCUCUGUGUUGGUGACUCUGAGCUGGCCGGAGGUGUUAGGGACACUUUACACUGCCAGUGAAAUUUCAAAGCACUACAUCGCUCAAGUUUGUUUUUCUCAGGGAAUUGGGUAGGUAAGAGGCCAAACACUGUUUUUUAAAUGCUUCUCGUCCUCCUUCAAGAGGGCAAAGGGUCACCAGGUAGAUGUAGAGAAGCCUAAAGAUCAUGUAACACAGUCUCCCUGCCAGGGCACCGUACUCGGCCAUGCCUGGGAAGGGCACGCUGAUGAGGCAUUUACACAGAUGUCAGGAGGGCUCUGGUGUGCUCUCAGGACGCUGUGAGGCCACUGUAGCCGACGCAGGGGCCGCCUCUCCCCAGUGUGUGCUGGGCGCUGGUGAGCGGGGAGCAGGCCCCAGCUUGGCCCUCCAGGUUUGCACAGGAGUGUCAUGCUGGAGUCUGGAAGGACAGCAGUCUGCAUCCUGAUGUUAAAUUAGAAUUAUAUUUGAAUGAUUCUGAUGAGAUGCCAUACCUCCUUCAUACAGUCCUGAAAAUAACUUAUUUGGAUUUUGUGAAUAAGUGAAUGUCCUAACUUAAUUAUAAGACUGAACCAGAGGACAUAUAACUUUAUACCUACCUAUGAAAAGACCGUGACCGGUCGUGGUGGCCCAUGCCUGUAAUCCCAGCACUUUGGGAGGCCAAGGCAGGAGGAUCACUAGAGCCCAGGAGUUUGAGACCAGCCAGGGCAACAUAGCAAGACCUGUCUCUACAAAAAAUAAAGUAGUCAGGCAUGGUGGCGCAUGCCUGUAAUCCCAGCUACUUGGAAGGCUGAGGCACGAGGAUCCCUUGAGCUCAGGAGGUCGAGGCUGUAGUGAGUCAUGAUUGCACCAUUACACUCCAGCCUGGGCUACAGAGAGCGAGACUUUGUCUUAAAAAAAGGAAAAAGAAAGGCCAGGUGUGGGGGCUUACACCUGUAAUCCCAGCACUUUCGGAGGCUGAGGCGGGUAGAUCACCUGCAGUCAGGAGUUCGAGAGCAGCCUGGCCAACAUGGUGAAACCCCAUCUCUGCUAAAAAUACAAAAAUUAGCCGGGUGCCUGUAAGCCCAGCUACUCGGGAAGCUGAGGUGGGAGAAUCGCUUGAACCGGGAAGGCAGAGGUGAGUUGAGAUCACGCCACUGCACCCCAGCCUGGGCGACAGAGAGACUCCAUCUCAAAAAAAAGAAAAGAAAAAGACACAGAGCAAUGGGGAAGAUAGAGAAUAGAAUUUCACAUCUGGGGGGAAAUGUGUCCAUCUAACUGCAAAAUAUUAACAUAAGGUAGCCUUUAGUCAGCGUCCAGUGUAGCUGGCCGUGGCGCUUUGGCACAGCACUGCCGGCGCUGGGUGUCUCCUAGGGGCCAUUGUGCACACUGUGUUAUGUUUGCAGCACCCCUGGCCUCCACCACGAUGCCAGUAGCACCCCCAUUGCCCAGUCUGACAAUUUAAAAUGACUCCAGACAUUGUCAGAUGCCCCAGGGGCAAAAUUGUCUCCGUUUGAGAACCACUGGGCUACACUUAAACGUGCUGAGGCGGCCAGGCGCUGUGGCUCACGCCUGCGGCACUUAGGAAAGCGGAGGCGGGCGGGAGCAGACAGAGACGGAGGUUGCAGUGAGCUGAGAUCGCGCCAUUGCAUUCCAGCAUGGGCAACAAGAGCGAAACUGUCUCAAAAAAAAAAAAAAAGGUGCUGAGGCAUUGGGGCUGCCAGUGGUUUUAUAGGGCUCCAGGGCUGCCAUGCCUUCAGCUGAGCAGCUCUGGAUUUGAGGCUUUCCGUCUUACCCAAUGGUGCAGGGGCAGAAAGACAUCAGAACAGACUCCCACUAACUAGGAUCAUCACAGGCAGCUCUGGGAAUGAGAAUGUGACAUGUGUUCGGUCAGGCUGGAACAGCUUUCCUCCCUCCCCCACUUCCUCGCUGGGGGCACUCGGGAAAUCUGAUCAUUAACUAGCUGGGGACACAUGGAGAACAGGCAUGCGGAUGAUGCUCCGUUGUCUUCCCCCGUGGCAGGCUCCCGAGUGGCUUUCACCACAGGUCCGAUGCUCCGUUUUGCUGCCCAAGGAAUUCUGCCUUGUGGCCUUGUGGGGCACAGGCGCUCUAGUUUCUGUUCUUCGUGUUGUUUUUUGUUGUUGUUUUUGAGAUGGAGUCUUGCUCUUUUGCCCAGGCUGGAGUGCAGUGGCACGAUCUCGCUCACUGCAGCCUCUGCCUCCCGGGUUCUAGCGAUUCUCCUGCCUCAGCGUCCGGAGCUGGGAUUACAAGCACGUGCUACCACACCUGGCUCAUUUUUGUAUUUUUAGUAGAGACAGGGUUUCACCAUGUUGGCCAGGGUGGUCUCGAGCUCCUGACCUCAGGUGAUCCUUCCAAAGUGCUGGGACUGUAAUCCUACAGGCAUGAGCCACUGUGCCUGGCCUUUUUUUUUUUUUUUUUUUAAGACAGGGUUUCACUCUGUCGCCCAGACUGGACACGGCUCACCGCAGCCUCAACCUCCGGGGCAUGUGCCACAACAUGUGGCUUAUUCUUUUUUUUUUUUUUUUUUUUUGAGACAAGGUCUCACUCUGUCACCCAGACUGGAAUACAGUGGCAUGAUCUCGGUUCACUGCAACCUCCACCUCUCAGGCCCAGUGAUUCUCCUGCCUCAGCCUCCCAAGUAGCUGGGAUUACAGGCACGUGCCACUACCACCUGGCUAAUUUUUUUUUUGUAUUUUUAGUAGAGAUGGGGUUUCACCAUGUUGGCCAGGCUGGUCUUGAACUCCUGACCUCAAAUGAUCCACCCACCUCGGCCUCCCAAAGUGCUGGGAUUGCAGGCGUGAGCCACUGUGCCUGGCCGAGGCUAAUUUUUUCUAUUUUUUUGUAGAGAUGGGGUCUUGCUGUGCUGCCCAGGCUGGUCUCAAACUCCUGGGCUCAAGCAGUCCUCCUACCUCAGCCUCCCAAAUUCAGAUUUUUUUUUGAAACAGGGUCUCACCCAGACUAGAGUGCAGUGGCACAAUCAUGGCUCACUGCAGCCUUGACCUCCUGGGCUCAAGCGAUCCUCCCACCUCACCCUCCAAGUAUCUGGAACUAUUGGCACACACCACCACACCCAGCUAAUAUUUGGAUUUUUGUAGAGAUGGAUUCUGGCCAUGUUGCCCAGCCUGGGUCUUCAGAUUUUUUUUAUAGAUUGAAACCCAUCACCCUGGUCGUCCCCGCUCCCAUUUUCUUACUUUAGCAGGCUUGGGGGCAGAUGGUGUUUGCAUUGGCUCCCAGUGGGGCCAACUUGGAGGAGAGCCUUCCUGCAUAGCAGGCCCAGCGUAAGGCUCUGAUGCCAGGCCUGGCACAGGCCCAGCUGCAGCGAUGCUAGUGUGUGACUGAACAAACGAAUCUUUGGCCCUGUCUACGUUGUUAGCCCCAGGCUUGGCCAGUGGCUUCUGGAAAGCCGUUCGCUGCCCCGCAGAGGUGUGAGCAGAGGUUGUUUGCUUGCUGUUGUCCCUCCUACCCCCUGUCCGGGCUAGGGUGGCCGUCUGUCUUCCUUUCACUCAUUACUAUAGUGGUGUAAUCUGUGUCUU
Messenger RNA from Gorilla gorilla gorilla (western lowland gorilla), 5909 nucleotides. RefSeq names its product SS18L1 subunit of BAF chromatin remodeling complex (gene SS18L1). The transcript is spliced from 10 exons. Gene Ontology annotation, biological process: positive regulation of transcription by RNA polymerase II; positive regulation of dendrite morphogenesis. NCBI's taxonomy places the organism in Eukaryota, Metazoa, Chordata, Mammalia, Primates, Hominidae. Gene Ontology annotation, molecular function: transcription coactivator activity. The record is from RefSeq and is a predicted model, not a curated record. Gene Ontology annotation, cellular component: nucleus. The coding region runs from base 246 to 1496 and encodes 416 amino acids.